AUGUUACAUGUUGAUCUCGGGAUCCAGCACGAGGCAUCCGAGGAGGUCUCUGUACGAUCAGAUCAAUCCAUAAUAUCCUCAACACAACAUCACCCCAAUAGUGAUAACGAAUCAACUUCAAGUGCAUCUCGCACCAAAACCAUACAGCGACACACAACAGCAUACGCUCCGUUCUAUGAGUCAGAAUCCACGCCCUUCAUACUCUUCCAGUUCCCUAGAAUCUUGUUCCGUUGGUUCUACACAUUUUCCUUGCUUGUAAUUACCAUAAUAGCCACUCUUUUGGUAGCAGUUACGCCUAUUGAUGUCAUUAUACAAUCAUCAGACUCAUCCUUUUCAAGUAUUAAGGUAUUCAUUGUCAUAGGUGUGUGUGUAAUUUUUGUGCUAAUUUCUAUAAUCAUGUACUUACUGAGGAUCUUCCAGAAUAAGGUUGCCUUGAAUGAUAUACCAUCCAAAUCAAUAUAUAUACCAGGAAAGGACGACAUACCUAAGAGAUGUUUCCAGGAGAUUGACCAAAACUUGGUUAGAAAUAGUGAGGUACAAAUGAAGGCUGGUCCUUUGUUUAACAAGUCUAUUAUUAUCAGUUAUCCAGGAUUAUCUCCACCGGACUAUGUUCAGGAGAAGAACUUGAAGUGUUUCAGCGAUGCGAAUAAAAGUACGGUUUGUCCCGGUACUUUAUUGCCGCCUGGUGCUUGCUAUGAAGAUAUUAUGAGAAGUAUAGGCGAUAAGCUCAAGAUAGGAGGGAGAGUUCUUACUCAACUCGACGUUCCGAAGAGUUUGUCAUUUCGGGAAAUUUUAAUCUACGUAUUUAAAGUUUACAAGACGGAUCCUAAUUUCCAAACCGAAAGAUUGCCUGAUAUUAAACGACUCAUAGAACUAUACGAAAAGAUGACAUUUGGCCCCAAUUUGAUUGAGGAAAGGGACAUUUUGGAAUUUAUGGUUGAGUUUGAAAAGUUGGUUCAGUAUUGUCAAGAGAACUAUAACGGCACAUUAUCAUACCAGCAAGUAACAGCAAAAAAGAGUGGAGCCUCAAAGAAACUGAUCUACGAUGGUAGUAUCCUCGAAACCAACACAAACAGGCUGAGACUGAGAUCUGGAAGCAGGCUUAACGAAUCGAACAGAAAUCACUCUAGGUAUCUGUAUGCCAAUAGUGAGUUACCCACUUUCAAGAUUGACAAUGAUGGAAGCGAGCUUGACCAAGGGCUGAUCAUACAGCAUCGUCGUCAGAACAGCCAGGACUAUAGUGAUGAUAACGAGAGUUAUAAACGUGCAUCUGGAAGUCUCAGGCGCAGUAGCAGCUUAAGGUCGGUAGUAACGAACAAAUUAGCCAUAUCCAAAAGAAAGGAAUAUCGUGAGCAAGACGAUCCUGAACUUAAUAUCGACUUGGGAUACCUAACCGAUAGCGAAGACGAAGACUUCGACGAUGAUGAAUCUGAAAUUGGCUCUGGAACCGAUGAUGUUUCGGAUUAUUACGGAUUCCGCACCAAAAGUUCAGAUAGGAGAGGAUCUGAUAGAAGAUCAAGGGGUUCGAGAAGACUGAGUAAUAAAAGAGAUUAG
Molecule: messenger RNA, 1554 nt
Organism: Dujonia railenensis
Lineage: Eukaryota; Fungi; Ascomycota; Pichiomycetes; Serinales; Debaryomycetaceae
Source: the annotation of a GenBank genome assembly